CCUACCAUUUCCAGGUACGCGGUACACAUCUCAACUUCCAACUGCUCGAUCACUUUAAUGUUCACUUCAACUUUCCAAGUUUACAGUUAAUUGUAUUUUAAUUUAUAAUUCUUAUAAUUCUUACCGACUAGGAUCCUCGCCUCAUAUUCGGACGUACCCCGCCAUCAGAGGUCUCCCUUCCGAUCUUAAUCAGUGUCACCCCUGUCUUUCGGUUUUGUUUUCUUCUCCUUGCGUAUCCUGCUGUGCGAGCCCAAAACCGAGUCCAAGGAUGGUUUUCCAUCUUCGAGUCCUUCAACCCCAAUUCUUCUCGACUUGAGUUUUUCUGAAUCAAACACUCGGAUAUGGCGUCGAACGCAUCAGAUGAGCAGCUUACUCACGGAGCUGAGGCAAAGCCUGCUCCUCCUGCCAUGUCUAAAGGGAAAGAGACGUAUUCCUCAGGCGCCGUAGCCGUGACCGGGCUCGACGACACUCCGCCGGGUAUGAUCGACGCUCACGCGGAACGGCGCCUCCUCCGUAAAAUCGAUCUGCACGUCUGGCCUAUUCUGUUCAUCAUAUACAUGAUGUCUUUCCUCGACCGGAUUAACAUUAGCAACGCUCGUAUCCAGGGCAUGACCGAGGAGUUGGAUCUAUACGGAGACAGAUUCAACAUCGCCCUCUUCGUCUACUUUGUCCCAUACAUCCUCUUCGAGGUCCCCAGUAACAUGAUCUUCCGCAAGACCAAGCCGGAAUACUACCUCUCAUCUCUCAUGCUAAGUUGGGCCAUAAUCAACAUGUGCAUGGGCUUCGUGACGACGUACCAAGGCUUAGUCGUCCUGCGAUUCUUCCUCGGCACCUUUGAGGCCGGCAUCCUGCCUGCCAUCGUUUACCUAACCUCUAUGUAUUAUAAACGCCACGAGUUCCAGACACGCAUGAGCUUCUUCUUUUGCUCCACAGUUGUCGGUGGCGCUUUCGGAGGUCUUCUCGCAUACGCCAUCGCCUCCCUCGACGGGCGCCACGGCAUCGCCGGCUGGCGGUGGAUCUUCAUCAUCGAAGGCACCGUGACCGCAGGCAUAGCUAUCAUAUCCGUUUUCUUCAUCGUCGACUGGCCCGAGCAAUGUAAAUUUCUCACGUCCGAAGAGAAAAGGCUACUAGAGCUGCGGCUGGCAGACGACGGCGCCGGGAGCAAGGCGCGCAUGGACACGCUCAACGCGUACGCGUACCGGCGCAUCCUCACCGACUGGAAGGUCUGGCUCGGCGCAUUCACGUACAUGGGCGUCGGGAUCACGGGGUACGCGACGACCUUCUUCAUGCCCACCAUCCUGAGCGAAUUCGGCUGGACCGCGCGGGCCGCGCAAGUCCACACCAUUCCCGUUUACGCCGUGUCGGCCGUGGGCAUGGUAUCGGUGGCGUACCUUUCGGACUAUUUCAAACAUCGAUUCGGCUUCAUCAUCCUCGGCUGCUGUAUCGCGACGAUCGGCUACGGCAUGUUGCUAGGCCAAGCGCACCUCUCGAGCGAUGCUAAAUACGCCGCGGUAUUUCUGGUCUCGCUAGGUGGCUUUAUAUGUCCGCCUAUCGCUCUCGCAUGGCUUUCUAACAAUGUCUCGGGUCACUGGAAGCGUUCUUUCGCCUCCGCCGCUCAGGUUGCCCUGGGGAACAUCGCGGGAAUCGUGGCCGCUCUCGUCUACCGCCAGGACGAAGCCCCGCGUUACCGGACUGGUUAUAGUGUCUCCGUGGGAUUGAUGUGGGUUGGCGCUAUCAUGGCAUUGCUGCUUUUUACGGGCAUGCUUAUUGAAAAUAGGAUGCGCGAUGCGGGUAAGAGAGAUGCGCGGUUGAGCCACCCUAAGGAAGAGGUCGAUAAUAUGGGUGAUUACCAUCCUUCGUUCCGGUUCACGUUAUAAAUCAUGAACUGGAUAGCACAAUCCUUGCAAUGGGAACCUUGGAUGAAUUUGCAUUCAUAUUGGAAGGGAAGGGGUAUUGCACAUAUGAAAUUUGUGCGUAUGGAAGGAGGAUGUCCAUAGUAUAGAGGUGUUGGUUUCCGUGUAUGAAGAAGUGUGAUGAUUAAUGAUACCCUAUAGAAACUUGCGACAAAUUGGUCGUGAUAAUCGAAUGACGUCUAAUGUCUAUGGUGUACACCCUAUUCGUCUAAAGUUAUAAGGUCAAUGGAGUAGUC
This is a messenger RNA of Annulohypoxylon truncatum, 2149 nucleotides long. Its product is annotated as MFS general substrate transporter. Bases 342 to 1877 code for a protein of 511 amino acids. Gene Ontology annotation, biological process: transmembrane transport. Gene Ontology annotation, cellular component: membrane. NCBI's taxonomy places the organism in Eukaryota, Fungi, Ascomycota, Sordariomycetes, Xylariales, Hypoxylaceae. The record is from RefSeq and is a predicted model, not a curated record. Gene Ontology annotation, molecular function: transmembrane transporter activity. The transcript is spliced from 3 exons.